Messenger RNA from Eimeria acervulina, 1131 nucleotides. RefSeq names its product ATP-dependent RNA helicase, putative. Gene Ontology annotation, molecular function: ATP binding; RNA helicase activity; mRNA binding. The coding region runs from base 1 to 1131 and encodes 376 amino acids. The transcript is spliced from 5 exons. Gene Ontology annotation, biological process: cytoplasmic stress granule assembly; P-body assembly. NCBI's taxonomy places the organism in Eukaryota, Apicomplexa, Conoidasida, Eucoccidiorida, Eimeriidae. Gene Ontology annotation, cellular component: P-body; cytoplasmic stress granule. The record is from RefSeq and is a predicted model, not a curated record.
AUGUUCCGCACGGCGGAUGUAACUCAAACAAAGGGCAACGAAUUCGAGGACUAUUUCCUGAAGCGUGAUCUGCUCAAGGGGAUAUUUGAAAAGGGAUUUGAGAAGCCUUCGCCUAUACAGGAGGAGGCGAUUCCGGUGGCAAUUGCUGGCCGCAACAUUUUGGCUCGGGCCAAGAACGGAACAGGGAAGACUGCGGCGUUCGCAAUUCCCGUCUUGGAGAAAUGCCAAAUUAACAAGCGUGCAAUUCAAGGUUUGAUCCUUGUUCCUACUCGUGAACUCGCUCUGCAGACGAGUGCUGUCGUUAAAGAAUUGGGCAAGUAUCUUAACGUGCAGUGCAUGGUCUCGACAGGGGGCACAAGCCUUAGAGACGACAUCAUGCGCUUGCACAACACAGUUCACGUUCUCGUGGGGACGCCUGGGAGGAUAUUGGACCUUGCGAACAAAGAUGUGGCAGAUUUACGUCAAUGCCACAUCGUGGUCAUGGACGAGGCCGACAAGCUGCUCUCCCCAGAGUUCCAGCCGAUUGUCGAGAAGCUACUUGAGUUCAUUCCUAUGCAGCGGCAGAUUCUGAUGUUUUCUGCCACAUUCCCAGUGACGGUAAAGGACUUCAAGUCAAAGUAUCUUGCUGAUGCUCAUGAAAUAAACCUAAUGGAUGAGUUGACGCUCAAGGGCGUUACCCAGUACUACGCCUUCGUGGAAGAGCGACAGAAAGUUCAUUGCCUGAACACGUUGUUUGCGAAGUUGCAAAUCAAUCAGGCUAUCAUUUUCUGUAACAGCGUAACGCGUGUCGAGCUGCUAGCGAAAAAGAUUACCGAGUUGGGCUUUUCCUGCUUCUACAUACAUGCUCGGAUGUUGCAGCCCCAUCGAAAUAGAGUGUUCCAUGACUUUCGAAAUGGUGCCUGUCGCUGCCUAGUUUCGUCGGAUUUGUUUACAAGAGGUAUUGACAUUCAGUCGGUGAAUGUCGUAAUCAAUUUUGAUUUCCCGCAAAAUUCGGAGACGUAUCUGCACAGAAUCGGACGUUCGGGCCGCUUUGGCCACCUGGGUCUGGCGGUGAAUCUGGUCACGUACGAGGACCGGUUUAACCUUUACAGGAAUCUCUCGCAUCAGGUUUACGUGAGUAUGAAGAGGUAG